Molecule: messenger RNA, 702 nt
Organism: Onychostoma macrolepis
Lineage: Eukaryota; Metazoa; Chordata; Actinopteri; Cypriniformes; Cyprinidae
Gene: exoc1l
Product: exocyst complex component 1 like
Exons: 3
Coding region: 1-552 (183 amino acids)
Source: RefSeq, a predicted model, not a curated record
AUGUCGUCUCUGCUGAGGGAGGAGAUGGACAGAGUCUUAUUCAGAUCGGAGGGACAGAAGCUGGAGGAGUUUAUAGAAAUAGAGGAGCAAAAGCAAGGGCGACAUUUUCUCUGCGUUUCUAUAUCUAAGGAUAAAGAAGCUCAGAUCUCAGUUGUCCUGUGUCGGAGAGUUAAACAUUCACGGACCAAUAAGCUGCAGAAAUAUGGGCUGGAGGACAGUUAUGAAAGAACAGAGACUUGGGCCCUGGAAGACCUGCUGAUUCUGGAUGGUAGAGAUGCAGAUACAGAUGAUCCCUGUUUCUUGAUGCAUUUCGACACGGUGCGGUCCAUCAGAGCAGUGAGCUGUGCUGCGAAAUACACACUGGCCCGCUGUCUGCUGUCCCUGAGCAAGAAGUAUCACCACACGGCACUAAAACUUAAGAACUAUGACUGGACGUACAUUCAGCCCACUGCAGUGUAUACAGAUCGUGGUGACUGUAUUGUCCUUGCACAGAUCUGCUUCUAUGCUUUUAAUCUGGUGUGUCUUUCCUUGUGUCCUGUGCCUCUGGCAUAGAGACAUUUUGAUUAAUGUUCUCAUUCGAGGAAUUUCUUUUGACCUGGUCCUAAAACCUCAACUCUUGAUGUUGACAAUAAAAAGUUCAUUUCAGUGUAAUCUAUAAUACCCUUAGGGAGUGUACAAAGACCAUGCUUUGUGUUUUGAGCA